Carassius auratus (goldfish) is the source of this 4303-nucleotide messenger RNA. Its product is annotated as integrin alpha-X-like. Gene Ontology annotation, cellular component: integrin complex; external side of plasma membrane. Lineage: Eukaryota; Metazoa; Chordata; Actinopteri; Cypriniformes; Cyprinidae. The coding region runs from base 151 to 3543 and encodes 1130 amino acids. The record is from RefSeq and is a predicted model, not a curated record. Gene Ontology annotation, molecular function: integrin binding. Gene Ontology annotation, biological process: cell adhesion mediated by integrin; cell-cell adhesion; cell-matrix adhesion. The transcript is spliced from 31 exons.
CUAUGAUAAAUUGCUGGAAAACAUGAAGAACAUUGUGCAUUGGGAGUUACCCGUCGCGUGUUAGUAGUGGCGUUUACCAAAGUUUGCUUUGCCGAUUGCGAAACGUGAUUGGUAAACAGUUUGCCAGAAUAUACUCUGACCCAGACGGUUAUGAUGGACCAGAACUUUUGCAUUAUAUUAUGCAUCUUUUGUGUAUCUCAGUCAGUGAUGGCUUUUAACAUUGAUCCUUCUACAUGGAAAAUGUUCACUCCAAAAGAGAAAGUAUCCUUUGGCUAUAAGAUUAUACAGAAAGACACAUCAAGUCUGAUUGUGAGUGAUCCUUUAAUUCAAACCGGAGAUAAAAGAGGACAGAUUUAUGUCUGCACGGUCAAAGACAGAACCUGCUCAUCACUGAACAUUGAUGUUCCUCCAGAAGCUGUCAACAUGUCUCUUGGGCUUUCCAUGGUUCAAGAUCCACGAUCUUCAAAAGUGGUGGUUUGUGGCCCAACCAUUCCAAAGAAAUGUGUAGCAGCUACCAACUACAGAGGCAUGUGCUUUAUCCAAGAAAACAAUAAGUUUAAACCACCAUUCCCGAGCCUUAAAUACAGAGACUGUCUUGGUCAGAUUGACAUAGCUUUUCUAUUAGAUGGAUCUGGGAGUGUAGGACCUUAUAAUUUUUAUAUCAUGAAGACUUUUGUGAUAAAUGUGAUCAAACGUUUUAUUGAGCGAGAUGGACAGUUUGCCAUUGCUCAAUACUCCAGAUAUUGUACUAUUCACUACAAUUUCAUUGAUCUCAAAACUGAAGACAACUCAUGGGAGUCUAAGGUGACAGGUAUAGAGUACUUAACAGGUACCACUUACACUGCAGCAGCCAUCCAAAAACUUGUGGAUGAGCUAUUUACUUCAGCUGGAGGGGCAAGACCAUCAGCCAAAAAAAUCUUGCUUGUUAUUACUGAUGGAGAGUCUCAUGACAGGAACUCAUUGAAAUCUGUAACAUCACAGGCAGAUGCAAAGAACAUAGUACGAUUCGCAAUCGGGGUUGGCAAUGCUUUUAAUAAAUACAGUGCAAGAGAGGAGUUAAAUACAAUUGCUUCUGAUCCAGAUGAUGAUCAUGUGUUUAAAGUGACAGACUUUAAUGCACUAAAUAAUAUUCUUCAAAAACUGGAAGAGAACAUUAUUGCCAUUGAAGGAACUCAGACUUCAGGGGACUCCUCUAGAUUGGAGUUUGCACAGGAUGGAUUCAGCACAGCCUUCACACCAUAUGGAAGUGUGUUGAUGAGUGCUGUUGGAGCUUUCCAGUGGAAAGGUGGUUACCAGGAAGAUGAUUCAAGUAGCUCCUUUCAAGCAGGCAAUGAGCAUGAUAGCUAUCUAGGUUAUUCGAUGACUGUUGCAACAGUUUCAGGGACCAGCUAUGCUAUUCUUGGAGCACCAAGAUACAAGCAUCAAGGACGAGUCACUGUAUCACGUAUCAGAACCAAUCAAAACAAAGAGCUGGAGAUUCCCAUGCCUCAGAUUGGCUCAUAUUUUGGAGCUGAGGUUUGUGUGGUGGAUUUGAACAGGGACUUCAGAACAGACCUCCUGUUGGUAUCAGCACCAAUGUACACGGAGCCUGACCGGGAGGGUAAAGUGUUUGUUUACACCUUUACAAGUCAGUUCACUUUUUCUGGUGUGGUGCUGGUGGGAAUGGCAGGUCAGAGGGGUCGGUUUGGUUCUUCUCUGGCCAGUCCAGCAGAUCUGAAUAAUGAUGGUUACAUGGAUGUGCUGAUUGGAGCUCCUUUAGAGGAUGAUGGACGGGGCAGUGUCUACAUAUUCAAUGGAGGACCAGAUCAAAUAGAUCCCAAAUAUUCACAGAGGAUUGCUGGAUCAAUGGCACAAUCAGGUUUGCAGUUCUUUGGGAUUUCAUUGAGUCAGUCCUCUCUAGACCAGAGUGGUGACAACCUUCCUGAUAUUGCUGUUGGGUCCAUGGGAGCAGUUCUGCUACUUAGGUCCAGGCCCAUCAUGCUCUUGGAAAACAAAGUAACUUAUAACCCAUCCAAAAUAUCAACCACUGUGACUUCACAAGGCUGUACAAUGCCAUUGACAAACACCCUGACAGUGUGCUUCAAAAUGACCCGAUUCAAACAUAGCCUAACAGAUUUAGCUGCAAAUAUUAAUUACACCAUAAUUCUGGAUGCCAAGCGACAGAAAUAUCGAGCAUAUUUCUCAUCCAAAAACCGCCUCCACAAUGAUGUGAUGAACAUUAAAUUGCAAGACGUUUGCAAAAGUCAUAGUUUUUUCAUAGAGGCUUGUCCAGAAGAUGCUCUGAACCCAUUGUCCAAUCAGUUGUAUUUUACAUUUGAGGGUCUACCGUCUGGAACAAUGCAAAACUUGCGGCCAAUACUCCAUCCAUAUAUAAAGACCACCACAGACCACAAUCUAGAUUUUGAGAGAGACUGUGGAACUGAUAAUACGUGUAUCGAUAACUUAAGAAUGGAUUUUAAUUUCUCUGGAGCUAGAAAUAUAGAGGUUGGGAUCAUGCAGGAGAUCAAUGUGACAGUGUUUGUAGAGAACAGAGGAGAAAACUCAUACAACACACUCUUCAGCCUUAAUUACCCCUCUGGACUUUCCUACAGGAGAAUCACAUCUAAACAGGGCAGAGCAGAAUGUGUGUCCCUGGAUGGUGUGCAAGGAGUUAAACCAGGAGAAACCACCUGCUACAUCAGUAAACCCAUCCUUAAGGGCAACUUUCAGGUUGUGUUUGAGAUUACAUACAGUAUUAAUAAAGAAAGUACACUGGGCCAAAAUGUGAUGUUUAAGGCUGCGGUCACAAGUGGAAAUGACAAACAUUCUCAAGAGAGUGAGUUACUCAAAGAAAAGACCAUUGGCGUCAAAUAUGGCAUCUCUAUUGCCAUGAUAAGGGAUGAUAACUCCACCAUCCACAUUAAUUUUACUUCAGGGAGAAAGGAUCUUAUGAAACCAGUCCAGCAGAUAAUAAAGAUUGAAAAUGAGUUUAGAGAAUUAACUUUCAAGGUUUUCAUCAGAGUACCAGUGAAAGUUGGUGAUGCUGAUAUCUGGACUAAUUCAAGUCUGCAAAUUUUUGGCUGUACAUGGGAGAAAGCGACAAAGCCUGUUUUCUCCAAUUUUAUGGACAUUAUUAAAAGUCAGCUUACAGUGAACUGCUCUGUGGCGGAGUGUUCCGAGUUCAGCUGUGACGUCACUCUUAUAAAGAAUGAAAAGAUGUUCUAUAAUAUAACUGGCAAUGUGAGCUCUGGAUGGAUUGAGCAGAUUGGACUCAGUGCUGCUGUUUUUCAGCUGGUCAGUUCAGCAUCUAUGGAUUAUGACAAGAGCAAAUAUGUUUUAUUUAACUCUGAUUCUCAACAAACUGCACCAUCUGUUCAGGUUAAUACUCAAGUGGAGGUGUAUGAGGAGGUGAAUCUGACUAAAGUGAUCAUUGGUGGUGUAAUAGGAGGACUGCUGCUCCUGGCUCUCAUCACAGGGGUCCUCUAUAAGGCUGGUUUCUUCAAAAGCCAGUACAAGCAGAUGCUGGAGGAGGCACAGGGGGGUGCAGGAGAACAGCCACAAUAAUCUGCAAUCAUUUAAUUUUGAGAUAUUAGUGUGUUUUGUGUGCUCGAGAAUCGAACAAACAUUUAUUUGUCACCUCAGAAUGAAAUACUUUGACACUUGAAUGAUGAAGAAUUGUAUUUGAAUAUUAAAUCAUAUCACUACUCAUUGUUAUUAGCGAGCUUAACAAGGAGUUACCACAAUGAAAGUAUUUAUCAUCUUGCAAAUAUUGUUCAUUUUCCUUAUUUGUUUUAAAAAUGGAUAAACUAUACCAUAGCAGAAAUAUCAGUAAUAUUCCUUUUGCUGACAUGCAGACUGUUUUUGAGAUGUUUUUUUUUUUAAAUCGUGUUUCUUUAUAUUUAUAUAAUAUGGAAGGGUGUUUCAGUCACAGAAAGAAAAAGCAUUGCAUUGUUUUAUCUCACAUUUGGACUUUAUAAUGUCUUCAUGCUGAAUUUACAAUUUACAAUCCUAAGAUUAUAUCUCACAGUUCUGAAUUGUUUAUAUUUUGUAGUUCUGAUUUUGUCUCUGAUUUUUAAAUUAACAAUUACAAUAUUUUUCUUUUAAUUACUAGUAACUUUUUUUUUUUUUGUAACAGGCUUUCAUGUUAUUAUAGGGUUUUGCUCUGGGUGUAAUAAUAAUAAUAAUAAUAAUAAUAAUAAUAAAAGACAUUGCUUUCUGCUUAAUACUUAAUAAUUUACUAAAUGUUCUUAUCAUUUGCAAAUAAUUUACAUUAAAUGUCUAGGUAAGGAUGAAAAUAAAAGAUACAAAGUGAAAUAUUUUUGGC